CUGGGCUCCUUUGUGUCCCUCUCAGCUCUGCAGUGGGCUGAAGCAAACACAAAGGCAGCAUGUAUCAGUCCAAGCUGAAGGAGCAUCUUGCUGUUCUCUCAGACCAGGCUGAGAGUGUCUCCCUGCUGUCACCUCCUCAUUGUCACCCUGUGCCCUCUCCCUGUCCCCUGGUACUUCCCUGCUAUGGGGUCGGAGGAGAAGGCAUGCAAGGGGUGGGAGAGCUGGGGACUGUGGGCUGUUGGCAUGGAGCUCAUCCCUGUCCACUUGUGAGGGCACCCCUGGUGCAAGGACAUGGGGACACUGUGCAAACCCCAAACCAGGGGCAGGUACCAGCAAAAGCCGCAGCUAAUCGGGGGUCUGGCUAGCAGCGGGGAUGGAAAAGUUGCUCAGCAGAAGGGAGGAAUUCUUUGUGCUUAGUUUCAAAGCUGACUUGUCAGGAGCCCCUUUGGAGAAUGGAAACUCUACAAAGGGCCAAAUGCCUCUUCUGCUAGGAGCCCCCAGAGCCACGACCAUUCAAAGGAAUGGAGGGGAAGAGGGAGGGUGUGAGGCAGACACUCAGGCACAGGGAGCUGUGAGUGUCCAUUGGGCUGCCAGCACAGUGCGUGGGGCAGCAGGAUCCCACCUGGCACAGGCACACACCCAGCCAUGGGCACGCACCCAUCCCUGGGUGACAUCGCCACCCGUUCUGCACAGGGGAAAUGCUCAGAGAACUCUGACACCAGGAAGGACCUGCGGAGAGGCAGUCACGCAGCAAAACAACAGAAAAGAGGAAGCCCUUGAGUACUCCAGACCAGAGCCAGCAGCUGCCCGCGGCACCCGCAUGGGCCGUCACGCUCCCUGGCUGCGCCGUGCCGUGCUGUGCUACAAUCCCUUCCACGGUUUGGGACUUGCCAGUGGCUCCGAGGGACACCCCGAGGGCAGAUCUGCCUGCGUGCUCACAGCUGGAGCCUAGCCAUAGGGUGGAGCUGCCAGCUGACCCCAGGCACUAUGUCCCGGGCGCUGCCGCUGCUGCGGCGGUUGUGGGGCUGGCACAGCGUGAAGGCAGUGGUCACCGCUGGGCUGUUGGCCAUCGUGCUCUGGCACCUGAAGUGCUUCAUCCGCUCGUCCAACAGCUCUGAUGAAGCCCUCAAGCACACGAAGGUGCUGACAGUCCUGGUGUGGGAGUGGCCCUCGAGGCAGGUCCCAGACUUCAGCAGGGACGUCUGUCGCGAGCAGUAUGGCAUUGCAGGCUGCCAACUCAGCACAGAGCGGCGGCUCCUGAGCCAGGCCAACGUGGUGGUGUUCCCUCACACCACACUCCCGCGGGGCCGGGACAAGCUGCCCCGGGACAGGCCGCACGGGCAGGGCUGGGUCUGGGUGUCCCUGGAGUCCCCCACCAACACGAGAGCGUUAGCAGGAUGGAACCAGACUUUCAAUUGGGUGAUGACCUACAGACGGGACUCGGACAUCUUCAUGCCCUAUGGCAAGCUGGUGCCCAACCGGUCAGCCACUGUGAGCAUCCCCACGAAGACCAACUUGGUGUCCUGGGUUAUUAGCAACUAUCACAGGACUCAGAAAAGAGCUGAAGUCUAUAAGAACCUGUCCAGGUACCUCCAUGUGAACAUCUAUGGGAAAGCAGCCAACAAGCCGCUUUGCAAGGACUGCCUUUUGCCCACGACAUCCAAGUCCAAGUUCUACCUGGCCUUCGAGAACUCCAUCCACCAGGACUACAUCACUGAGAAGCUCUGGAGGAACUCGCUGCUGGCUGGCACCGUGCCGGUGGUGCUGGGCCCCCCUCGGGCCAACUACGAGCAGUUCAUCCCUGCAGACUCGUUCAUUCACGUCGAUGACUUCAGUUCGCUGGAGGAGCUGGCCACCUUCCUGAAGACCAUGAACUCCAGCCGCUACCAGCAGUUCUUCGCGUGGCAGAAGAGGUACAGUGUGAAGCUCUACGCAGACUGGAGGGAGCGCAUCUGCACCAUCUGCACCAUGUACCCCCGCCUGCCCCAGGGCCGCCUCUAUCCUGACCUGCAGAGCUGGUUCAACACCUAGUGCAGGCCUGGCACUGCCAGCGGCACUCAGCACUGCCAGAGACAUCAGGAGUGAGUUUGGGUGGCAGCGAUCCUAGAGAACAAGAUGCCAGGCAGGGAGGAUGUGGGACCUCUCAUCCUGGCCCUGCUGUUGCCACACUGUGACCUUGAGCAACACUGUGUGACAGAACUUCCUGUGCACCAUGACCACCCCCAUACUAACCUACCUCACUGUGGUGCUGCUGCAACUGGAGGGUGCUUUGGAAAUAAACAGCACAGAUUUCCUGA
This is a messenger RNA of Numida meleagris (helmeted guineafowl), 2297 nucleotides long. RefSeq names its product fucosyltransferase 7 (gene FUT7). Bases 988 to 2031 code for a protein of 347 amino acids. The record is from RefSeq and is a predicted model, not a curated record. The transcript is spliced from 3 exons. Gene Ontology annotation, cellular component: membrane. Gene Ontology annotation, molecular function: alpha-(1->3)-fucosyltransferase activity. NCBI's taxonomy places the organism in Eukaryota, Metazoa, Chordata, Aves, Galliformes, Numididae.